Messenger RNA from Heterostelium album PN500, 531 nucleotides. RefSeq names its product integrase catalytic domain-containing protein. Gene Ontology annotation, molecular function: nucleic acid binding. Gene Ontology annotation, biological process: DNA integration. Lineage: Eukaryota; Evosea; Eumycetozoa; Acytosteliales; Acytosteliaceae. The transcript has a single exon. The record is from RefSeq and is a predicted model, not a curated record. The coding region runs from base 1 to 531 and encodes 176 amino acids.
AUGAAAGCAGACAUAACCAAGUAUUGCAAUAGAUGUAUUGUGUGUUGUAGAUGUAACGAUUAUUACCACAAGAGAAGAGGUUUGCUAAAGCCUUUACCUGUAAUGAGUGACAAGUUUGUUGCUAUAUCAUGUGACUUUAUAACCAAUUUAAAAGAAGUUGAAGACGACAAUGGAAAUGUAUAUAAUCAAAUUUGGGUAAUUGUCGAUCGUUUCUCUAAAUAUGUCACAUUGAUUCCGACUCAUAAUACCUAUAAAUCUGAAGAUUUGUAUAAUUUAUUUAUGUCAAAUUAUGUUAAAUAUUUUUGUGUACCGCGUGAAAUUACUAGUGAUAGAGAUAGUAAACUUACAUCAAAAGUUUGGCGUACUUUCGCCGACAAGAUGAAGGUGAAGUUAAAUUUCACUUCCGCUGACCAUCAACAAGCAAACGGUCAAGCUGAGAUUGUUAUUAGAGCUAUUAAAAAUACUUUAAGAAAGUUAUUAUUAGACGAUAAGAUUAACGAUUUAGAUAAGAAUUGGUACGAACAUUUAUAA